Anguilla anguilla (European eel) is the source of this 4233-nucleotide messenger RNA. It is a transcript of the gene rrn3, whose product is annotated as RRN3 homolog, RNA polymerase I transcription factor. Gene Ontology annotation, cellular component: nucleus. The coding region runs from base 131 to 1978 and encodes 615 amino acids. Gene Ontology annotation, molecular function: RNA polymerase I core binding; RNA polymerase I general transcription initiation factor activity. The record is from RefSeq and is a predicted model, not a curated record. Lineage: Eukaryota; Metazoa; Chordata; Actinopteri; Anguilliformes; Anguillidae. Gene Ontology annotation, biological process: transcription initiation at RNA polymerase I promoter. The transcript has 18 exons.
GUCAGAGGUCGCACGGAAAUCAUUUCCUUCUAAAUGGGGUCGCAUGCAAACACAUGUCUUGUAUGUUUAAAACACACGGUGUGAUUACCGGGAAUUCUGAUUAACAGUCCUCGUUUUACUGCAAUUCCACAUGGAAUUGGAAGACAGAGAUUUCAUCAACACCCCUCCGAUGAAGACAGUGCGAUUCGGUGGCAAUGUCGUCAACACACUGGCCAAGUUCGAAAGGGGUGACACCAGUGACUACGAGCUAUUAAAACACCAGCUAACAGACCCAGAUAUUAAGGAUGGUCAGAUUAUUAACUGGCUCCAGGAGUUUCGUAACUGCGUGACACAGCUCACCAAAGACCACGAGCAACUGGUAUACGUCGUUUUGAGGUUGCCGUGGCUCGGCCGGAGCGCGGCAGUGGUGGAGGAAUACCUGGCGUUCCUUAGCAACCUGGUUUCCGCUCAGACAGUCUACCUGCGGUCCUGUCUUAAAAUGGUCGUUUCCAACUUUACGCCCGGGAGAACGCUGAUCCGAGAGGGGGACGUGAACAUCUCCGACUCGGACGACGAUGACGAAAACCUGCCCAGGAACUUUGAGCUCUGCCACCAGGCCCUGCAGGUCAUUGGGAGAUACGUGCCAUUCACCAGCCGGUUUCUGAUGCCCAUUCUGAGUGAAAACUUCCCAUUUGUACAGAAGUCCUCCAGGACCCUGGAGUGCUACGUGCAUAACCUCCUGCGUGUGACCGUGUACUUCCCGCUGCUGCGCAGAGAGGUGCUGGAGCUGGUGGUGGGCAGAAUGCUCAAGCUGGACGUCAGCGCCCCCCGCAGCGACAUCGAGGAAGCGGAAGAAAACUCCGCCCAGCAGCCCGAAGGGGGCGGAGCCCAGGACGAGUGUCUUUUUGACAUGGAUGAGGAUGAUGGUCCAGAGGCGAAGUCCUCCGAGGCAGCAGGGGGCGCUGUGAUGGCUCACCCGGUAGCAGACCGGCUGGACACGCUCAUGGCCGUGCUGCUGUCCUACAUAAAGGACGUCUGCUACGUGAACGGUUCCUUGGAGUUGGACCGUACCAAGGAGCUGUACAGGGACCUGGUCUCCGUGUUCGAUAAGCUGGUUCUGCCCACUCACGCUUCCAGCCACGUGCAGUACGCCCUCUUCUACCUCUGCAGCUUCCGCCUGGGCCUUGCUGAGGCCUUUCUGGAGCACCUUUGGAAGAUCACGCAGAGCCCCGCCCAGCCCGCUGUCCUACGCCAGGCAGCCGCCGCCUACAUCGGCAGCUUCCUGGCAAGAGCCAAAUUCCUGCCCGUUGCCACGGUGAGGGCGUGUCUGGACCUGCUGGUGCCCUGGCUGCAUCGCUACAUCGACGGCCAGGACUCGGGCUCCAAGGCCUUCUGCGACGUGGCCCUGCACGGGCCAUUCUACACCGCCUGCCAGACCGUCUUCUACACCCUCAUCUUCCGCCACCGCGCCAUCUUGGAGGGCAGCAUGCGCCAAGGCUUGGCCUACCUGCAGGGCCUGAACCUGGAGCGGAUCGUGAUGUGCCGACUCAACCCGCUGAAGGUCUGCCUGCCUGCCGUUACCAACAUGUUUGCAGCCAUCACCAGGAAGUACCAGCUGGUGUUCUGCUACACCAUCAUCGAGCGCAACAGCCGGCUCAUGCUGCCGACGGUGAGGAACAGCCAGGGCGGCAGCGCCACGCUCACCAACACCAACGCGCUGGACAGCUUCUUCCCCUUCGACCCCUACCUGCUGAAGAGGUCACGGAAGUUCAUUGAGCCGCUGUACCAGGUGUGGGAGGAGCCAGGCGACUGUGAGGUGGAUGCUCCCAGGAAGCCAGUCAGACAGUGCUCAGCAGAAGAGGAGGACGAUUUCCUGCAGGGCGAGGCAGUCCAGACGGACGGAGUGGUUGGCAUGACGCCCGGAUCCUACGAGUCGCACCUGCACAGCCCCCGCAGCGUGGGCUCUCCUCCAAUCGCCUUCCUCCACCGCCCCUUCUAGCUCCGCCCUCCACCCCUGCCCCCUUGACCCAGCUGCUGCAGCGUGGCAAGAUGGCCGCCGCUCAGGAAUCUGCAGGCGAGUGGGGCACGCCCAGGGGGUGUGUCUGUAGCCACGCCCUGCGGAGUCUGUCUGUGGUCAUGCUCCAGGGGGUGUGUCUGUAGCCACGCCCUGCGGAGUCUGUCUGUAGCCACGCCCCACGGAGUCUGUCUGUGGUCAUGCUCCAGGGGGUGUGUCUGUAGCCAUGCCCCACGGAGUCUGUCUGUGGCCAUGCCCCAUGGGGUGUGUCUGUGGUCAUGCUCCAGGGGGUGUGUCUGUAGCCACGCCCUGCGGAGUCUGUCUGUAGCCACGCCCCACGGAGUCUGUCUGUGGUCAUGCUCCAGGGGGUGUGUCUGUAGCCAUGCCCCACGGAGUCUGUCUGUGGCCAUGCCCCAGGGGGUGUGUCUGUGGUCGUGCUCCAGGGGGUGUGUCUGUAGCCAUGCCCCACGGAGUCUGUCUGUGGCCAUGCCCCAGGUGGUGUGUCUGUGGUCAUGCUCCAGGGGGUGUGUCUGUAGCCACGCCCUGCAGAGUCUGUCCGUGGCCAUGCCCCAGGGGGUGUGUCUGUGGUCAUGCUCCAGGGGGUGUGUCUGUAGCCAUGCCCCAGUGGGGGGUGUCCUUGGCCAUGCCCGUUACCGCCAUGGUCAGGACCUGCAGCGACCACCGAUGGUCUCGUCAGUCCCUGUCUGCGUUUUGACCAUUUAAGGGAUGGCCCCUCAUGAACUGCACCGUAGAAUAGACCGAUCUUCCCAAAACUCAAGCUGGGUAUCACAGCCCCCUGGCGGGUAGUGGGCGGGUAUAUGUAUGGGGCGAAAUAAUUUAUCGUCUGUUGUACACUUUCCAGUAGCAUUCACUCCAGUGGAAUUAAAUGCUGCAGCUGUUAUGUGCGUAACAUGAGUUACAGCACACAUGCCUAGGUAAUGGACGGUGUGCUUCCAUUUUAAUUCCACAUCUGAAGGGUUGGUAACAGAAAGAUUAAGUGAGUCUUGGAGUUGGAAUGAUCCACAAUGUGUGUGUGUGUGUGUGUGUGCGUUCGUGUUUGCGUGUGAUGGGUGGGAGGUCGCAGCUACAAACGGAUAGAUGCGAGAUCCACAUUACACUUUCUUCUGCUGUUCCUGUAACCAUGGAAAUCAUAAACGCCAAUAUGUCUCGAGGCGGUCUCUGUUUUCUCUCUCAAUAUGUCUUGAAAAUCGAGCAAAACAGCAUAAGGACGUUUUUAUUGCCUAGAGUUCAGUUUUCAGUCUAGUUGGACUGUGAAGGGAAACCCUUUCCUUAUAUGAGGUGCACAGAUGUAUGAAAUCAUUCUGUUGAUUUUUUUUAGUGAGUAGGGUGAAGUGUUGGGGGAAAAUGUCUGGACUUAAGACAUUGCACCAACAGUGCCCCCCAGUGGACACAGCGUGUCCUGCAUUUGCUCUGACAAGCGCAUUCAUUGCAGUUAGAUUUGUGCUCUGUUUGAGUUUUAAUUCAGCUGCUCUAUCGCCCGACCAAACUUAAAGGCUUUUUAACUAACAGUGUGGGAGGCUGUGUGUUUGGAUGGGCAUUAAGAAACAAGCUUAAGGACUGUUCUGUCAGUAAAAUUCAUAAUGCUCUUGCUCAACUCCUGAAUAUUGGUACACAUUCAGAAUUAUGGGAGAAGAUUUUAACACACUGUCUUUUAUGUGCUGGUGCUCCUGUAGUUGAUUUUAUGUGUCUUUUCAUCUGAAGUUGUGUUCACCCUUCUUUUCUCUGCUUUCAUUUUGUGGACUUUGAUUUCUGCAGUGAUGGAUGUUUUCAUUAAAUGGGGCUGUAGCUGCUGUUGUUGAUUCUGUACAGGCAUUUCUGCGUGCAUAUCUGCUUAUGACCUGUGUCUGGAUUUUGGAAUAAUUGCGAGCCUGAAAACUAAAUCCCAUUUCAACAGAAGUAAUGUUUAUGAAACAUUUAUUUUUGACAACUGAUCAUUUUGUACUUUCAAAUUGUAAUUUGCUUUCAAGAAAACUGACCUUUGGUUCCAAUCGACUGUUUUUUGACAUUUGUGUGCAUCGCUAACUGCCAUUGCUAACAAAUUGUACAUCACACUACCUUUGCAACUCUCCUGAAAUGAAAUGUUUAUUAUGCGAUAUCGUUUUAAAAACCAAAGGCGAAAUCACAAAUGAUCACCCUAGCUUUAAUGGGUAGAACUGAUGUAUUUAAGAGACUUUUGUACAAACGUGCUGCAAUAAAAUCUUGCUCUGUACACAGAAGGA